Molecule: messenger RNA, 12006 nt
Organism: Salarias fasciatus (jewelled blenny)
Lineage: Eukaryota; Metazoa; Chordata; Actinopteri; Blenniiformes; Blenniidae
Gene: smg1
Product: SMG1 nonsense mediated mRNA decay associated PI3K related kinase
Exons: 64
Coding region: 129-11114 (3661 amino acids)
Biological process (GO): nuclear-transcribed mRNA catabolic process, nonsense-mediated decay; phosphorylation
Cellular component (GO): nucleus
Molecular function (GO): protein binding; protein serine/threonine kinase activity
Source: RefSeq, a predicted model, not a curated record
GUCAGUUCGCACAGUGACGGACUGAAGCGGUCCACAGACUUCAGUUUAUACACGUUAAUGUUGAAAAAGUCAUUGUGUUUAAAGACGCGGAGCCGCGGCCAGCAGGUCAUGCAGCGCUCCAAAAGGUAAUGAGCCGUAAAGCCCCGGGGUUUCGGCUCAGCGGCGCCCACAAACUGCGGCCACACUGGAACGACUGGCAGCCCAGAGUUGACGGUGCUUCGUCCAGCCAGGACGACUUCAAGUCCCGAGAGGUUGGUUCAGGACCGUCGUUGGACGCACUGCCAUCCAGCUGCCCUGAACAGCCGGCGGUGCCCAGUGAUGUCUACACUGCUGCAGAUGCACAUCCGGAAGAGGGUGGAUAUGAAGCUGGUCACGGUGUCUGUGAUACUACGUUUGGUUGGAAGUCGCUGGGGCAAGAGUUGAGGCCCAAUGAUGUGACAGCGGAUUUGACACCUUUUCAGCAUGGAAACCGUGCUUUAGCUUCUAAGGACAUGAGGAAAUCGCAGGACAGAGGCAUGGCUCACUCAGAGGAGUCUCGACUGGCCAACCUCCUGCGCCGAGUCUCCAGGGAGGACGAUCGCGACCGGAGGCUGGCCACCCUCAAACAGCUGAAGGAGUUCAUCAGCCACAGCGAGAGCAAAGUGACCCUGGUCAAACAGCUGGACGCCAUCCUGAGCACCCUGAACGACAUCCUGAACGAGAGCAGCAAGCUGCUGUGGGAAUUGCGUCAGGACGCGGCGGCCUGCCUCGGCCUCCUGUGCACGGUGCUGAGCUACGAGGCCGAGCGCAUCUUCAAGUGGCUCUUCGUCAAGUUCAACUCGAGCAGCCGCGACGAGGUGAAGCUGCUGUACCUGGUGGCGGCUCAGCGAGCUCUGGAGGCUGCAGGGGAGAGGAAGGCCUUCUCCCACAUCAUGCAGCUGGUGAUGAGCAACCUGCAGUCCAUCCUGGAGAACGUGGACACGCCGGAGCUGCUGUGUCAGAGUGUGAAGUGCAUCCUCCAGGUGGCUCGCUGCUAUCCUCACGUCUUCAGCACCAACUUCAGGGACACCGUGGACAUCUUGGUGGGCUGGCACAUCGACCACACGCAGAAGCACACGCUGACUCAGCAAGUCUCAGGUUGGCUACAGAGCCUGGAGCAGUUCUGGGUGGCAGACCUGACCUUCUCCACCACCCUGCUGGGGCAGUUCUUGGAGGAUAUGGAGGCGUACGCAGAGGAUCUGAGCCACGUGGUGUCCGGUGAGACGCUGGAUGAAGACAUCCCUCCUCCCUCGGUGUCGCUGCCCAAGCUGGCGGCCCUCCUGCGGGUGUUCAGCACGGUGGUGCGCAGCAUCGGCGAGCGCUUCAGCCCCUUCAGGGGGCCGCCCAUCACCGAGGCCUACGUCACUGAUGUUCUGAACCGGGUCCUGGCCUGCGUGACGGCGGCGAAGCAGGUCCAGUUCUCCGAGGCCGUGCUGACGGCCGGGAACGAGUGCGUGGGCGUGCUGCUGGCCAGCGUGGAGCCGUGCGGCCAGCUGAUGGAGGCCGUGCUGGCCUACGGCCUGGACCAGCUGCUCUGCUGCCAGGCCUGCGGCUCGGACUACAACCUGGCCGUGCUCAGUCUGCUCACUCUGAUCGUGGACCAGAUCAACACCAAGCUGCCGGCGUCCUUUGUGGAGAAACUGUUGGCUCCGGACUCUCACCUGCUGAGGUUACGCUUCCAUCAGGACAAAGAGGUGGUCUCGGCGGUCCACGGCGUGUACCAGGCCCUGCUGAGCCUGAAGAACAUCCCCACGCUGGAGGCGGCCUACAAGCUGGUCCUGGGCGAGAUGGCGUGCGCGCUGUCCAACCUGAGCCACAGCCUGGCGCCCGCCGGGCAGCCCCCACCCGCCGCCUGCCCCUGCCCCAACAUCCAGCACCCCGCCUUCGCCUCGCUGCCCCUCCCCCUGGACCGGGCCCAGUUCACCCUCAUCUUCAACCUGAGCACGCUCACCACCAUCGGGAACACCAAGAACUCUCUGAUCGGGAUGUGGGCGCUGUCCCCCACCGUCUUCGCUCUGCUCAGCCACAACCUGAUGCUGGUCCACGCCGAGCUGGCCGUCUACUACCCUGCUGUCCAGUACGCCGUGCUCUACUCGCUGUACUCCCACUGCACCAGACACGACCACUUCAUCUCGUCCAGCCUGUCCUCCUCGUCCCCGUCCCUGUUCGACGGCGCCGUCAUCAGCACGGUUACCACGGCGACCAAGAAGCAUUUCAGCACGCUGCUGAGCCUGGUGGGAGGCCUGCUGAGCAGGGAGCACCUCUACCCCGAGGCCAGGAAGCUGCUGCUGACCUGGGCGCAGGAGAUCUCGCUGCUGAUGAAGAAGUCGGACACCUACAGCCCCCUCUUCUCCCUGCCCUCCUUCAGCAAGUUCUGCAGAGGCCUGCUGGCCAACGCGCUGAAUGAGGACCACAGCGUGUGUCUGCAGACGUGCCACAGCCUGCAGGUCCUGUCCCCGUCCCUGUCCACCGAGCUGCUGCAGAGGUGUGUGGACGUGUGCAGGGUCCAGCUGGUCCACUCGGCGGUGCGCGUGAGGCAAGCCUACGCCAAGCUGCUGCGGACCAUCCCGCUGGACGUGGCCCUCAGUAACCACAGCCAGCCCGAGAUGAGGCAGAUCUCUCUGGCCAUCCGUCACCACAUGAGCCGCUCCCCCAGCAGCACCUUCCACCCCCAGGACUUCAGCGACCUGAUCAGCUUCAUCCUGUACGGCGUGCUGCACCGCGGAGGGAAGGAUCCCUGGCUGGAGCGUCUGUACCACAGCUGCCAGCGGCUGGACAAGAGAGACGGCGGCUCCCGGGCGGCCGACGGCAGCGGCGCCGGCUCCCGGCCCGACCCGGUGUCCCGCGCCCUGCUGAAGACCGAGGUGGUGCUGUGGCAGUGGGCGGUGUGGGAGGCGGCGCAGUUCACCGUGCUGUCCAAGCUGCGCACGCCGCUGGGCCGGGCCCAGGACACCUUCCAGACCAUCGAAGGGAUGAUCCGCAGCCUGGCCGCACACAGCCUGAACCCGGAGCAGGACCUGGGGGCCUGGGCCGGCUCGGGCGGCGACGGGGACGGACACCACUCCAACCAGCUGCGCCUGGCGCUGCUGCUGCAGUACCUGGAGAACCUGGAGAAGCUCAUGUACAACGCGUACGAGGGCUGCGCCAACGCCCUCACCUCCCCGCCCAAGGGAAUCCGAACCUUUUUCUACACGAACCGGCAGACCUGCCAGGACUGGCUGACCCGGAUCCGCCUGGCCCUGAUGAGGGUGGGCCUGCUGUCCGGACAGCCGGCCGUGACCGUCCGCCACGGCUUCGACCUGCUCACCGAGAUGAAGAACAGCGGCGCCCAGGGUCCGGAGCUGGAGGUCCCCCUGGCCCUGCUGGUGGAGGCCCUGUGGGAGCUGCGCUGUCCCGAGGCCAUCCAGGGCCUGGCGGCCUGGAGCCUGGCCGCCUCGGGGAAGAGUCUGGGCUGGCUGUCCUCCGUGGCUCUGCAGGCUGAGGGGCGGUUUGAGAAAGCAGCGGUGGAGUACCAGGAUCAGCUGUCUGCCGUCACGGGGAUGGACUGCAGCAUCAAAUGCCCCGAGAGCUGCCUGCUCAAACUCUCCAGCAGCAGCGGCAGCCCCAAGCACACCAGCAACGGCGACAGCAGGAAGACGGUGCUGCUCAAAUCCAGCGAGUGCUCUCCUGAAGUCAUCAACUUCCUGGCCAACAAGGCCUGCCAGUGCUACGUGGCGCUGUGCGACUGGGCCUCGGCCAAGGAGUGGCAGAGCACCGUCAACACGCUGAAGCAGAGCGCCGGCGGCCCGGUCAGCGUCAACCUGCGCACCGACUUCAACUACGUCCAGGCCCUGAGCCGCUUCGAGGACGGGGACCUGGCGGAGUGCGGGGCGCAGCUGGAGCUGCUGCCCGGGGAGGACUACAGCUUCCUGAGCACCUCCAAGGACAAGCUGGACCUGAAGAGGCUGCUGCCCUCCAUGAGUCCAGAUCCCACCGAGCUGCAGAGAGCCAUCGAGGUGCAGCUGCUGCGCAGCGCCGUCGGCGCCAUGGCCAAAGCCAAUCAGCCGCAGGAUCAGAAAGCCCCGCCCACCCCAGAUACCUUGAUUCGCUGCCUGAAGCAAACCGGCCGGAUCUGCCUGGGUCCUCUUCGUCUGUCCACCCUCACCCUGUCGGACGGCCUGCCCACCCUGCCCACGCUGCAGCUGCACUGCACCGCCACGCUGGAGAACACUCUGAGCGGACAGGAGGACUGUGUGAUUCCUCUGUGCAGCGACGCUCUGAGCUCCUGUAAGCAGCAGGACGUGCAGCUUUUCCUCCAGGCGCUGAGAUACACCAUGUUCCAGAGGGAGCUGCUGCACAAGCUCAGAGGCUAUCCGUCCUCCGUCGACGGCCACCUGCUGGAGCUCUGCCUGACGGCCGUCAAGUUCGCCCGCAAGAAGGGGAACAUCUCGCUGGCGUCGCGCCUGCUGAGCCAGUGCGGCGAGCCGGACGAGCAGCCGUCGGACGAGCUGAGCCGGGCCUUCAGGCGCCUCAGCCUGGACGGCACCCUGGGGGAGAGGUGGGGGGCCGAGGUCCAGAUCGAGAAGGCCAAAGUCCUGAGGAGCGCAGGCCAGUCCCUGACUGCCAUGGAGAUGCUGAGCGGAGCCGCCCUGUCUUACUGCCACGUGGGGAAGAACGAAGGCGCCGCCUGCCGCUCGCUGCUCACGCUGUGCAAGUGGCUGCUGGCCGACUGGAAGGACAUGACGCCGCAGCUCAAGCAGGUGGUGAAGAAGUCUGGGGUGUUGAAUUCGUCGUCCGCGGCGCCGGGCAUCACGUCGCCCCUGAGCAGGAAUAUCGCCGCCCUGCUGGAGCUCCCCCUGGAGGACCAGGGCAUCCCCCACAUCACUGCAGAGACCUCAGUGAGCGUGGGCGUCGGCGAGCCGGACUUCGUCCUGGGGCAGCUCUACCAGCUCUCCACCAGCCUGGCUCCGGAGGUGGCCAAGUCCUGGGCGGCGCUGGCCAGCUGGGCGUACCGCUGGGGCCGCAAAGUGGUGGACAACGCCAGCCAAGGCGAAGGACUGCCUCUUCUCCCCGGAGAGAAGAAGGAGAUCGAGGACCUGCUGCCCGCCACCACCAGCCAAGAGGACAAGGACGCCAUCUUCAGCAUCCUGGGACAGGCCAUGUGUCGGCCCACCGGCAUCCAGGACGAGGACAUGGCUCUGCAGCAGGAGGACGACGAGGACGACAUGGUGGACGUGAUCUGGCGCCAGCUGACCGCCUCCUGCCCCUGGCUGGGGGAGGCGGGGCAGCAGGUGACGGACGGCCUGAUCCGGGUGUGGAGGCGGGUGGUGGACCGCGUCUUCGGCCUCUACCGCGUCUCCUGCCAGGCCUACUUCACCUUCCUGAAGCUCAACGCGGGACAGGCCCCAGUGGACGAGAACGACCCCAAACUGCUGCUGUCCUGCCACGGCGGCAAGCAGAGCAACGACGACACCAUCGUCAUGGCGACGCUGCGGCUCCUCCGUCUGCUGGUGAAGCACGCCGGAGAGCUGCGGGAGGGGCUGGAGCUGGGCUUGGCCUCCACCCCCACGGCGCCGUGGAGGGGUAUCAUCCCGCAGCUCUUCUCCCGGCUCAACCACCCGGAGGCCUACAUCCGCCAGAGCAUCUGCAGCCUGCUGUGCCGCGUGGCCCAGGACUCCCCCCACCUCAUCCUGUACCCGGCCAUCGUGGGCUCCAUCUCCCUGGGGGGGGAGGCCCAGAACGCAGGAGGCAAACUGCCGUCGGCCCUGCCCUCCUUCCUGGGCAGCAUGCAGGGGGAGGAGCUGGGCGGGGAGGAGGAAGAGGAGGAGGAGGAGCGGCUGGAGGGCGGCGAGGAAGGCGGUCCGGACGAGCUGACCACCUGCUCCAGUCAGGACCAGGCCAUGAUGCAGGACUGCUACAGCAAGAUCGUGGACAAGCUGUCCGGCGCCAACCCCACCAUGGUGCUGCAGGUGCAGCAGCUGGUGGGCGAGCUGCGCCGCGUGACGCUGCUGUGGGACGAGCUGUGGCUGGGCGUCCUGCAGCAGCAGCACAUGCACGUCCUGCGCCGCAUCCAGCAGCUGGAGGACGAGGUGAAGAGGGUGCAGAACAACAACACGCUGCGCAGGGACGAGAAGAUCGCCAUCAUGCGUGAGAAGCACUCGGCCCUGAUGCGCCCGGUGGUCUUCGCCCUGGAUCACGUGUGCAGCAUCACGGCGGCGGCGGCGGAGACGCCUCACGAGACGUGGUUCCAGCAGACGUACGGCGACGCCAUCACGGCGGCCCUGGAGCGCCUGCGGAGCCCCAACAACCCGGCCAACCCCGCCAGCAGCUGGCUGCCCUUCAAACAGAUCAUGAUGAGCCUGCAGCAGCGCGCCCAGAAGAGAGCCAGCUACCUGCUGCACCUGGACGAGAUCAGCCCCCGCCUGGCCUCCAUGACCACCACCGAGAUGGCCCUGCCCGGCGAGGCGUCGGCCUGCGACGCCGUCACCAUCCAGAGCGUGGGCAACACCAUCACCAUCCUGCCCACCAAGACCAAACCCAAGAAGCUCUUCUUCCUGGGCUCCGACGGACACAACUACCCCUAUCUGUUCAAAGGCCUGGAGGAUUUACAUCUGGACGAGCGCAUCAUGCAGUUCCUCUCCAUCGUCAACACCAUGUUCACCAAGGUCAACCAGCAGGAGCAGCCGCACUUCCACGCCCGCCACUACUCCGUCACGCCGCUGGGCACCCGGUCCGGGCUCAUCCAGUGGGUGGACGGAGCCACGCCCCUCUUCGGCCUGUACAAGCGCUGGCAGCAGAGGGAGGCGGUGCAGCAGGCUCAGAAGGCCCAGGACUCGUUCGCGCAGCAGCCCGUCCCGCCGGUGCCGCGGCCCAGCGAGCUCUACUACAGCCGCAUCGGGCCGGCCCUGAAGGCCGUGGGCCUGAGUCUGGACGUGACGCGGCGCGACUGGCCGCUGAGCGUCAUGAAGGAGGUGCUGAAGGAGCUGAUGGAGGCCACGCCCUCCAACCUGCUGGCCAAAGAGCUGUGGUGCUCCUGCACCACGCCCAGCGAGUGGUGGAGGGUCACUCAGUCGUACGCUCGCUCCACCGCCGUCAUGUCCAUGGUGGGCUACAUCAUCGGCCUGGGCGACCGCCACCUGGACAACGUGCUGAUCGACAUGACCACCGGCGAGGUCGUCCACAUCGACUACAACGUGUGCUUCGAGAAAGGAAAAAGCCUGCGAGUGCCAGAAAAAGUCCCGUUCAGGAUGACCCACAACAUCGAGACGGCCCUGGGGGUCACCGGGGUGGAGGGCAUCUUCCGGCUGUCCUGUGAGCAGGUGAUCCAGAUCAUGCGUCGGGGCAGGGAGACCCUGCUGACCCUGCUGGAGGCCUUCGUCUACGACCCCCUGGUGGACUGGACCGCCGGGGGGGAGGUGGGCUUCGCCGGAGCGGUGUACGGAGGAGGGGGCCAGCAGGCGGACAGCAAGAAGAGCAAGAGGGAGAUGGAGAGGGACAUCACGCGCUCGCUCUUCUCCUCCAGGGUGGCGGAGAUCAAGGUGAACUGGUUCAAGAACCGCGACGAGAUGCUGGUGGUGCUCCCGCAGGUGGAGGAGGCGGUGGAGGAGUACCUGAUGCUGCAGGAGCUGCUGUGCCAGGGGGAGAAGCUGCAGGAGAAGCUGCGCGAGGAGGCGGCCUUCCUGGAGGGGGCCGACAGCCACCCGGACCACCUGAUCUUCACCCUGGAGCAGAGGUACUCGGAACACACCCAGCUGCAGUCCCGGCAGCGCACCGUGCAGGACGCCAUCCAGAGCAAGCUGGCCGACCUGGACCAGUGGAUCUCCCAGUACCAGGCGGCGUUCUCCAGCCUGGAGGCCACGCAGCUGGGCGGCCUGCUGCAGGACAUCAGCAGCCCCAUCGACCUGGGCCCCCCCAGCUACGUGCCGGCCACCGCCUUCCUGCAGAACGCCGGCCAGGCGCACCUGAUCGGGCAGUGCGAGAGCCUGGAGGCGGAGGUGAGCGCCCUGCUGCAGCAGCGGCGCGCCACGCUGCGCGGCUGCCUGGAGCAGCUGCACAGCUACGCCACGGUGGCCCUGCUGUACCCGCGCUCCACCCUGCUGCUCCACCGGGCCCACCAGUGGAAGAGCUGGCUGGAGGAGCUGCUGAGGGACAUGACGGUGGAGCACUGCCAGCUCAUCUACAGACAAUACGAGCUCCUCUUCGCCCCCCAGCCUCCCGCCUCCACCUGUCGCUUCCUGUCCAACGUGGAGCUGACGCUGCAGCACCAAGUGGCCGAGACCAACGAGCGGGUGCUGCACCAAGCGGAGCGUCUGAAGGCCGAGGGGACGACGGCGGCGGCCUGCGAGGAGCAGCUGCAGGAGAUCGAACACUGCAUCACCGGGUUCCUGAGGGAGAACGCAGACCCGGGGUCCCACAGCCUGGCCGCCGUCAUCACCUCCGCCCUCUGCACACUCUGCAGGAGGAACCUGGUGAUGGAGGGAGCAGCAGCCAGCGCCGGGGAGCAGCUGGUGGACCUGACGUCUCGGGAUGGAGCCUGGUUCCUGGAGGAGCUGUGCAGCAUGAUGGGGAACGUCAGCGCCCUGACCACGCUGCUGCAGCGCUGCACGCUGCUGCCUCACGACCUGGACCUGCCCGCGCCCGCCGCCACCUCGCAGGCCGUCUACCUGGCCAACGCCGUCUACACCUGCUUACAGGAGCUGAACACGAACUUCCGUCAGAUCAUCUUCCCCGAGGCGCUGCGCUGCAUGGUGAAGGGGGAGCCCACGCUGGAGUCCAUGCUGGCCGAGCUGGAGCAGCUGGUGGAGCAGAGCUCGGACGGCCUGGGCCUGCAGGGUCUGGCCGACAGCCUGCAGUCCGCCACGGGCCUGGACCAGGACGGACACAGCCACUGCCUGCACAUCACCAGAAUGCUGCGGGUCCAGUACUCAGAGCUGAUCCAGCCCCGCAGCGUGGACGGGCCGGUCCAGGACACCCCCAAGAUGUCGGCGGGGCAGAUGCUGCUGGUGGCCUUCGACGGGAUGUUCACUCAGCUGGAGACGGCCUUCGGACAGCUGACGGAGAAGCUCAGCUCUCUGGAGGUUCCGCCGCCCUGGAGGAAGGUGGACGUGCUGCGGGAGGCUCGGGCCACGCAGCUCCACUUCUUCGACAGCCCGAGCCAGCGGCAGCUGAUGGAGGAGGUGUUCUUCCUGAAGAGGCUGCAGACCAUCCGGGACUUCUUCAGGCUGUGCUCGUCCUUCGCUCAGAGUCUGUCAGGUGCUUGUCCCGCAGCCGACGAUCUGCUGCCGACCAACGGGCCGGUGGCGUUAGGAAAGCCGCUGUACCGCCGGCCCAGCGCCGCCGGCUCCGGCAGCGCCGUGGUCAGCGAGGAGCAGAUGACCCGGCCCAUCAAGGCCUUCACGGCCGAGUUCGUCCGGCAGAUGCUGAUGGGCCUGCCCAGCCAGGCCCUGGGCCUGGCCCUCUGCGGCACCCUGUCGGCCCUCGGCCUGGACAUCGUGGUCCAGGUGGAGGCCAAAGACUUCGGAGCCGAGUGCAAGGUCUCCCUGGACGAGCUGUGUAAGAAGGCGGUGGACCAGAGCCUGUCCUCGGGCCGGGUCUCCCAGCUGCUCCUGAACCGAGCCACGGUUCUGGCCUCGUCCUACGACACGGCCUGGAAGAAGGUGGACCUGCUGCGGCGGCUGGACGUGGGCCUGGAGGCGGCCAAGGCCAGUCUGCAGAGGAGCCAGCUGCACGUGGCCAUGUUCCAGUGGCAGCACGAGGACGUCCUGGGUCCGACCAACCAGCCCCUCAGUGUGAGCGUUCCGCCCCGCUCGGUGAUCCUCAGCAACAUGAAGAAGAAGCUGUACAAGCUGAGUCAGGACGAGGGCGCCAUCGUGGCCGUUCAGGAGAAGCUGGCCGCUCUGGAGAGCAGCAUCGAGCAGCGUCUGAAGUGGGCGGGCGGCGCCAACCCGGCGCUGGCGCCCGUGCUGCAGGACUUCGAGAUGACCAUCAGGGAGAGGCGAGGCAUGGUGGCGCGGGACAGCCAGCGCAGCAGCCAGGUCUCCUUCCUGUGCUCCACCAUCCUGAACUUCGAGGGUCUGCGGACCCGCUCCCCGGAGGCGCUCAGCAUGGACGCGGCGCUGUUUGAGCUGCUGAAGCGCAGCCAGCAGACGUGUUCGUACGCCGCGCAGUUCAGCAGCACGGUGUCGCCGCUGGAGCUGCAGCUGCUGCAGAGGCUGGGUCCGCUGCCCGACGCGCCCAUCGGCAGCCCCGACUGGCUGAGCGCCGCCCGCCGGCAGCUGGAGGACGAGCAGAGCGGCGAGCAGCGCCGGCAGGAGGAGCGGGAGCAGCAGCUGGAGGCCUGCGGCGACACGCUGCAGGUCCUGGUGGACUCCAUCAAGACCAUCCUGUCCAACCACAACCGACAGCUGGGGGACGUCAAGCACCUGCUGAGGGCCAUGGCCAAGGACGAGGAGGCGGCGCUGGCCGAUGGCGAAGAGGUGGCGUACGAGGGCAGCGUGCGGCACUUCCUGCUGGAGUACAAGGCGUGGCAGGACAACGUGCAGCUGGUGCUGUUCAGCGUGGUGCAGGCCAGCGGGCAGAGCCGGGGGCCGGAGCAGCUGGAGCUGCUGGAGGAGAUCCCAGCCACCCUGAAGGAGCUGCACAGCCAGAGCCAGAGUGUGUACAACGGGCUGGUGGGCUUCGCCUCCCCACUGGUGACGGAGCGGGACAGUGACUGCUCCAGUCCGGUGUGUGCGGCUCAGACCAGCUUCGCAGCAGCCGUCAGGUGCAGCGGGGUGAAGACUCAGCCGGAGUCCAUGUCUCAGAACGCUCGGAAGGCUCCGCCCCGCAACCUGGGGACCCCCACCGACACCCCGCCCAGCACCCUGCUGGUGAACAGCAAGGGUCUGAACCCCAGCCCCAAGAGGGCCGUACGGGACCCCAAGACCGGACGAGCGGUCCAGGAGAGGAACUCGUACGCCGUCAGCGUGUGGAAGAGAGUGAAGGCCAAGCUGGAGGGAAGAGACGUCGAUCCCAACCGGAGGAUGAGCGUCACGGAGCAGGUGGACUUCGUCAUCAAGGAGGCGACAAACCUGGACAACCUGUCGCAGCUGUACGAGGGCUGGACGGCCUGGGUGUGAACGCCGUGCCGCUUCCUGUCUUUGGUCCAGCGAAGGCCUGGAGAUCCACCACAGUCCAGCGGGUCUGGGGCGUCGGAACCAGCAGCGACCGGGGCCACACACCGGGGGGAGCCACUGGGAAGCCGGGGACGCUUCGUCCGCCCUCCCACGCUUCCGGUCACCCAGACCGGGGCAGCGAGCCCCUCCCCCCACAACACCCUCCGCUCAGAGGGGUCUGCAGACCCGCCCCCCUUUUCUCUGGGGCGUCGGAGCGGGAAAACAGGGGGAGGGGGGGCAGUGAGGGCCAACGCCUUCAUCUUGGAAAACCCUCCCCCCCGCCCCCACCGCUCACCUGCAUCGCUCACACCAGUCGUACCCAUUAACAUCCUGCGGUGACCUCCGACCUCCAGCAGAGGGCGGGGGAGGGCAGGAAGUGAGCCGCCUCCCCCGCUGUGGGCGGGACUUAAGCGGGGGCUCACAUGGACGGUUCGCACCGCCAAGUUUUUUUUUUUUUUUUCCUCGACUUUUCUUCUCUUGGGUUGAGUUUGUUGUCGUGACGGGCCAGCAGGGGGCGCCAGGCGGGGCUGUGGGCCCGGCUCUGGAGGCAGAACCCGGGCCAGCGAGGGGGCUUCUCUUCACACUGAUGGUCAGACAGAUGGUUGAAGACUUUUCUCCGUGUUGUGUUUGGUAAACUGUCGUACGUACGUAGAAGACCUUUUUUCCUAGCUUUGCCUGUUUCUCGCCUCUUUGCGUGUCCGCUCCUCGACCCUGAAACGCUCGCUUUUUAUCGAUCUCCACCUUCUAGUUUUACCUUUUUAUUGGGAGAAAUUCUGUUGAGGUGACGGUGGAAUCUGUUAACUCUUAAAGCUUUUAUUGGAUUUUGUGGGAUGCCAAAUAAAGAUGGAGCCGAAAC